Messenger RNA from Gaeumannomyces tritici R3-111a-1, 1624 nucleotides. RefSeq names its product hob3. Gene Ontology annotation, biological process: endocytosis; actin filament organization; actin cortical patch localization. The transcript is spliced from 7 exons. The coding region runs from base 171 to 956 and encodes 261 amino acids. The record is from RefSeq and is a predicted model, not a curated record. Gene Ontology annotation, cellular component: actin cortical patch; medial cortex; Rvs161p-Rvs167p complex. Gene Ontology annotation, molecular function: lipid binding; protein binding. Lineage: Eukaryota; Fungi; Ascomycota; Sordariomycetes; Magnaporthales; Magnaporthaceae.
UGGUCUGCCACAACCCAGGCCGACCUUGCGAACCUUCGAAUCAACACAACCGUCGUCAACAAUCACCAACAAACCCGCCGCCGACCGCGCGAACAGCCCCCGACCUCCCCGAACAGGAACCUCCAUUCCGCGAUCCAUCCUUCGAAUACCGACCGUCAAUCUCGCCCAAGAUGUCGUGGGCAGGCUUCAAGAAGAAUGUCAACCGCGCGACCACCCAGGUCAUGAUGAAGACUGGGCAUGUCGAGAAGACAAACGAUAGAGACUACGAGGUGGAGGAAAGGCGCUUCCGCACUAUGGAGGCCGCAUCGAAUCGCUUGCAGAAGGAGGCAAAAGGCUACCUGGAUUCACUAAGGGCCAUGACGGCCUCACAAAUGAGGAUCGCCGAGACCAUAGACGCAUUCUACGGAGACUCGGGCGCCAAGGACGGUGUGAGCAGGAGUUACAAGCAAGCUGUCGAAGACCUUGACGCAGAAACCAUCAAAGCGCUUGACGGUCCCUAUCGAACCACAGUUCUCGAGCCCAUCACCAGAUUUUGUUCUUACUUCCCAGACGUCAAUGAAUGCAUCAAGAAGCGCGGGCACAAGCUUCUCGACUAUGAUGCACUCCGGGCGCGAGUCAAGAAGCUGGCCGAGAAGCCGGACAAGGACGUGACGAAGCUCCCCCGGACUGAAAAGGAGAUGGAUAUGGCGAGGGCAGCAUACGAACAGCUCAACGAGCAGCUAUGCUCGGAGCUUCCACAGCUGAUCGACUUGCGCGUGCCUUACCUCGACCCAUCCUUCGAGGCGCUCGUCAAAAUCCAGCUACGGUUCUGCGCCGAGGCCUACAGUCGCAUGGCACAAGUACAGCAAUAUCUCGAUGCCGAUACCAGAGAGCAGUACGCCCAAGGGCACCUAGACUCUCGCGUCGAGCAGGUGCUUCAGGAAAUUAGGGAACUGAGCAUCAGCGGGACGGUCUGAGGGAGUAUAGUGUAAUAGGUGCCACGAAACAGCCCUAUGGCGGACCACCUCGCAUGCUCUCCUACCAAGGCCCCUCCUUGUCCGAUAAGUGUUCACUUGGAUCAUAGGAAGGACCGGGAGAUCGCCACAUGCGUUAUGCUUGAAACGGAGAACGGACGCAUGGGCGGGGCUCGAGAUUGGUUCUCUGUCUGGAUUUGGGGCUGAGAAUACCGAACGAUUGCGGCAUCGACACUCGUCAAACAGGGAACGAGAGCAUGAACGCUUGCUGCAUCGCGUUUUCAACAUCAGUACGAGAAGCUGACACUUGUACUCUUAGUGCGUUCCUAGGAAUUACUUGUAUCUGACAGGUUAGAAGGCGUUCGGACUUGCAUUUCCUCAAUCUUGGAAUGGCAUCCUUGGCUUGAACUAGUCGUGGAUGACUCGGAAAAUACGACUUUAUACCAGGCGAAUUCCGGUUGUCAGGGGUAGCCCGCAUGCACCUGCGACAUGGCCUGGGAGGCAACGCGCAUGCGGAUAUUCUUGACCGCAAAUUAUAUCUAGGAACGUGGUCGACGCAAGUCUCCCAAGGUAACACUAUCUAGAUCUGCCCCUUCACGCAUUUCCCUUCCCCAUGUUGGUACGAAUGUUGUUGUACUGCGAUCCCGGGUAUGAAAGCAGGUUCUGCGAGC